Messenger RNA from Scleropages formosus (Asian bonytongue), 1431 nucleotides. It is a transcript of the gene gbx1, whose product is annotated as gastrulation brain homeobox 1. The record is from RefSeq and is a predicted model, not a curated record. Gene Ontology annotation, cellular component: nucleus. Gene Ontology annotation, molecular function: RNA polymerase II transcription regulatory region sequence-specific DNA binding; DNA-binding transcription factor activity, RNA polymerase II-specific. Bases 213 to 1178 code for a protein of 321 amino acids. Lineage: Eukaryota; Metazoa; Chordata; Actinopteri; Osteoglossiformes; Osteoglossidae. The transcript has 2 exons. Gene Ontology annotation, biological process: regulation of nervous system development; regulation of transcription by RNA polymerase II.
AGGAGGGAGUCCGGCUCCGGCUCUCAGUCUGUGAAUGUUCUCCACCGAGGAGCGGACCUGAGUGGAGCCCCUCCAUGUCAUUUUAAUAUUCACAUCAUCUGCAGCGGUCCACGGGACGCGGCGCGGCGGCGCGCGGAGCGGCACACGGCUGUUCCCCACCUCGAACCCAGGACCAGCCACGUGCGGAGCCUGAAGGACCGCCCUCCCCAGAGAUGCAGAGACCGAGCGGCCAGGGCACAGCCUUCUCCAUCGACUCGCUGAUCGGGAGCCCGCAGCCGCGCCCGGGCCACCUCCUCUACACGGGCUACCCCAUGUUCAUGCCGUACCGGCCGCUCGUGAUCCCGCAGGCGCUGUCGCACGCGCCGCUGCAGUCGGGCAUCCCUCCGCUGGCGCCGCUCGCCUCCUUCGCCGGGCGCCUCACCAACACGUUCUGCGCCAGCCUGGGCCAGGGGAUGCCCUCCAUGGUGGCGCUCACCACCACGCUGCCCAGCUUCUCGGAGCCUCCCGACACGUUCUACCCGCCGCAGGAGAUGCCGGGCCCGCGGCUGAGCGCCGAUCCGGGGGCCAGGAGGCAGGAGAGCCCGCAGUCCGAGGAGCUGCUGGCGCGGGACAAGGGCUCCGAGCUGCUCAACUUCUCGGAAAGUUUCCAGAGCAUCGCAGGAGAAACGAAGCUGUACAGCUCGGACGACGAGAAGCUGGACCUCAAGUCGGCCGAGACCCCCUGCAGCGACCGCGAGGAGGACAGCUCCGGGGACAGCGAGAACGAGAGCUUCUCGGACGGCAACACGUGCGGCUCGCUGUCCCAGAAGAGCAAGCUGAAGGGCGGCUCUCAGGAGCCCCUGGCCCCGGGCGCCUCGGCCGGGAAGAGCCGGCGGCGGCGCACCGCGUUCACGAGCGAGCAGCUGCUGGAGCUGGAGAAGGAGUUCCACUGCAAGAAGUACCUGUCGCUCACGGAGCGCUCGCAGAUCGCGCACGCGCUCAAGCUGAGCGAGGUGCAGGUGAAGAUCUGGUUCCAGAACCGCAGGGCCAAGUGGAAGCGCAUCAAGGCGGGCAACGUGAACAACAGGUCCGGGGAGCCCGUGCGGAACCCCAAGAUCGUGGUGCCCAUCCCCGUGCACGUGAACCGGUUCGCCGUCCGGAGUCAGCAUCAGCAGAUAGAGCAGGGCAGCAGGCCGUGAACGGGCGGCCCUCAACUACCGCACAGCCAGGGUGGUGAGCAUCAGCAGACUGAGCAAAAAAAGGCCGCGGACGAUGUGCGCGAUGGUGGCCGUGAACUAUCUGCGAGAUGGUCAGCAUCCAAAGACUGAUGGAAGUGGCAGGUGGCGGCCAUGACCCGUCUUGGGGAGGGUGAGCAUCAACAGAUUGAACAAGGCUCCGAACUGUCUACAGGUGUCCACUUUUGCCCCGCCGCCAGCGAAGAUGCCCCCAGCG